UUCUCCAUUUUUAGGGCCCUCGAACUUGCCUACAUUUUUCUACUAGUCUGGUACUACUGUACACUCACCAUUCGUGAAUCGAUACUCAAAGUAAAUGGAUCACGCAUUAAAGGCUGGUGGCGAGCGCAUCACUUUAUCUCAACGGCAGCCGCUGGUGUAUUGCUUGUGUGGCCGCAGGGCGAGCAUUGGCAGCUAUUCCGCACGCAAUUCAUGUACUUCAAUGUCUAUAUAAACCUUGUGCAGUAUUUGCAAUUUGGGUACCAAAAGGGUUUGCUCUAUCGACUGAAGGCGCUCGGCGAACGUCACAACAUGGAUAUCACCAUUGAAGGCUUCCAUUCGUGGAUGUGGCGUGGUUUGAGUUUUCUGCUACCAUUCCUAUUCGGCGGCUAUACAUUCCAAGCAUACAACGCCUGGACCCUUUACAAGUUGACAACGGAACCGCCAGGAGCGCCAUGGCAUGUAUCUGUGUUGUGCGGCUUGUUCCUUCUGCUCUUCAGCGGCAAUAUUAUCACCACAUUAUUGGUCGUGCCCGAGAAGAUACGUGAACGUGCCAAGGAACGCUAUCGUCUACAGUCCAUGGGCACCUCAAUGAAAUUGCGCAAAAUGAUGAGGAAUAGCAUCAGUGAAUUGGACAUUUCCAGCCAACAAUUGCUAGCCAAUAAUAAACAAGAAAACUCUACCUCCAUUCAUGCCAUCGGCGAUGCUGUUGAAACAACAACAGCUUUAGCAACAACAAAAACGACGUCAAUUACUGCUAAUGCAAACCCACCAGCAGAUGGCGAUGUUCAUCUACAAAACCAAAUAAAGGAAAUUGAGCAACAUGAACAACAGGAGGUGGAGACAAAACCAGAAGAUAAGAAGACAAAUUAAAUGGGCCAGUGGGAUACAUAUGUCACCGUGAGGAAAGGACGAAAAACUAAUGGAGAGUGAAGCAGAGUAUGCCGCUUUGCAAUUACUCUGAGUCUGAUAUUCUCAAGUUUUAUGCAGUACAUGUAGAAAAACAAGCAACAUACAAAAAAAUAAAAAAUAAAA
Rhagoletis pomonella (apple maggot) is the source of this 1032-nucleotide messenger RNA. Its product is annotated as transmembrane protein 120 homolog. The record is from RefSeq and is a predicted model, not a curated record. Lineage: Eukaryota; Metazoa; Arthropoda; Insecta; Diptera; Tephritidae. Gene Ontology annotation, cellular component: membrane. The annotation marks the transcript as partial. The transcript has 4 exons.